Zeugodacus cucurbitae (melon fly) is the source of this 4456-nucleotide messenger RNA. RefSeq names its product phosphoserine phosphatase (gene aay). Gene Ontology annotation, molecular function: magnesium ion binding; L-phosphoserine phosphatase activity. The transcript is spliced from 2 exons. The record is from RefSeq and is a predicted model, not a curated record. Gene Ontology annotation, cellular component: cytoplasm. NCBI's taxonomy places the organism in Eukaryota, Metazoa, Arthropoda, Insecta, Diptera, Tephritidae. Bases 431 to 1300 code for a protein of 289 amino acids. Gene Ontology annotation, biological process: L-serine biosynthetic process; dephosphorylation.
UUGUGGAAUAUUUAAAUUUGAGAAAUUUGCACAUUGCUUUCAUUUAAGAACUGAACAAAGAGCUAAUAUUUUUACUUGAUCGCGUGUUUUCCUGCAAUCAACAUAUCUCUUCAAAUUGCUAUUUGUGUGGUUCAUUAGUUAAAUUAUAUAUUGUAUGCAGGAAACCAGCAACUUAAAAGUUAUUUGUUGAGCAAAAUAGCUUUGAGAUACAAAAGGAGAAUUAACCAAUUGUGGCGUGAUUAAAAUUCUUGAAGUAAAAAACAAAUCGUGAACUAACACACAAUAUCAUCACUUGAUGCAUUAAAACGCAUUGAAGAAAACAAGUGCAUCGUCAACAAGCUACGUAAACAAGAUAAGUGCAGCACCAGCAGCUUUAAGUUACUGUUUUUUUUAUUUCUGAUUGACGUAACUGGCGUAAUUUGCGUAAACAAUGAAUCGUAUGACUAUGGGUUCAGUGCGUGUGGCAAGAAGCGGGAAUCUCUUGAAUGAUACAUUUUCAGCAGCCCUCCAGUCCACUGCUGCUACAUCAAAUUCAGACUUUACAUACACUGAUGACACUCAAUUAAAUUCAACUGGAAAAACAUCGCUGAUAAGUAGAACUUUGGUGUCAGCUCCGAACCGUGAAGCUUUGAAAUCAAGUAAAAAUCCGGAGGAAGCCUCUGAAAUAGUGAACAAGUCUGAUGUAAUAUGUUUCGAUGUUGACUCAACUUUAAUCUGUGAAGAAGGCAUUGAUGAACUGGCAGAUUUCUGUGGUAAGGGAUCGGAAGUAGCGCGUGUCACAAAAGAAGCCAUGGGAGGAGCAAUGACCUUUCAAGAUGCCUUGAAUAUUAGAUUAAAUAUUAUUCGACCAAGCCAAAAACAGAUCAUUGAGUUUCUUCAACAACGUCCUUGUACAUUAACUAAAAACGUUAGAGCUUUUAUUGAAAAAUUAAAGUCAGAAAAGAAGGAAAUUUAUCUAAUUUCUGGAGGUUUUCAUUGUCUGAUCGAUCCCAUUGCCGAUGAAUUGGGAAUACCGCGCAGUCAUAUCAUUGCAAAUAAAUUACUUUUUUAUUUUAAUGGUGAUUAUGCAAGCUUCGAUACUACACAACCCACUUCAAAAAGUGGUGGCAAAGCAGAAGCUGUUUCGAUUAUUAAACGCUGUCAUCCCAACGCUAACAUUACAAUGAUUGGAGAUGGUGCAACUGAUUUGGAGGCAUCUCCUCCUGCUAACAAUGUUAUUGGUUUCGGUGGCAAUGUUCUACGUACUGAAGUCCAUCAGCGAGCACAGUAUUACAUUAUGGAUUUUGCCCAACUGAUGUGAUAAACUUUGAAGGGAAACAAAUUACAUACAUAUUAUUGCGUUAUUUUACAAGAUUGUAUUUUCUGAAUUUAUAAUUUACUUUUAGUUUUUAAGUAGUAGCAUCUUUAAAAUUAAUUAUGAUUUAUACAUGAAUUUCGAACAUUUUAGUGAAAUUAUAGAAAUACAAGCAUGCCGAAAUGUACCUUGUAGUAAAAUUUAAUAAAUACAAAAUAUUUUUUGUUAAGGAGUUAUGAAUUAUGCUGGUUAUAAAACUGUAUAAUAACAAUAAUAACAUUAGGACUGAUAAAUUGAAGUUAUAUAAAUGUAAAUAAAUAUUGAUUGUACAAAUAGUUAUAUAUAAUUAUCAUAGUGGUUAUUAAAAUUAAAUUUAUAUACAUACAUACAUGAAUAAAAUAAAUGGACGAAGGUUAAAUAAAAUCAAAACAAGAGUGUAUUAUUCAAUAGCUAAAUUGCUUUUGAAAAUUAAAAAUUCGUGUAUAGGGGCCUACUAUAAACUUUAAUACUGUAUCGGGGCCUAGAGUAAAAGUGUUGUAGUAUUACACUAUAAUUAUGAAGACUAAACUGUCUUUGGCCUAAUGCUAAUUUUCAUAUUGCAUCAAAAGUUCUAGAAUUGACUUUCUAAUAUAGUGAGUUAUUCAUAAAAAAAUUUAUUAAUACUUCAUUAUAUUAAAAAUGGGAUUCGAACAUGUGAACUUCUGAAAAACGAGAUUGAACAUACAACAACUGCGUACAACACUCACAUGGUAACACAUUGAGUGCAAUAAUCUGAUAUCGCUGAGGCUGUGUAUUUCAUCAAUAUUUGUUUAUAAAUGGAACUGGAAAAAUGGGGGAUUUAAUUAGAUGGCAGUCGUAAUAUUAGAUUGUUGUCGCUAAGUGAUGUUUAGCAUUUGUAUUGUUUUGACUGGGCAAUGUUAUCUGUUGAAAGAAAGCAAAAACACACAUUGUCAUUACAAAACAUAGAAGAAAAAACGUGUUGUUCGUUUUAAAUACAUAAAAACAUGUAUAUUUAAUGAAGAGUCUAAAUAAUUUGUAUACAAUCAUAUAUAUUUAUGUACAUACAUACAUACAUACACAUAAUUAAAUAUUGUCUGGUUUGAACUGGAAGUCUAUUGAUCGUCUAUUCUUUGUUUUAUAUAUAUUGAAGUCGUAAGGUCUUACCGGAAUGGCGAACCGGUUUCAGUCGGUUUGCAAAUCUAAAAGCGCGGCUUUCUAAAGUGAAUCUGGAGCAUGCUUAUUACUGAUAACACUUCAGCGCAUGGAAUAAUAUGAACGAUCGCGUAAUCAUUAGACAGUUUCGCGGUAGUCGAAUACAUAUAUCUUUUAUAUAAAAUAUAUGUAUCUAUGUUUUAGUGAAAGGAAAAUUUUUCCAGUUUUUUUAGGUCAUUUGGAUGAUUUGUAUAAAUAAAAUCAUUCGAUGUAGAAAAACAAUGAGUCACGAAAUCAUGAUGAAGUACAAGGUUAUCUGGUUUGAUAUUGAGGACAAUAAUUUGGAAUGUAAACAAUAACUAAACGAGAUCAACAACACAGCAACCUCAAAUCUCCGAUACAAUGAAUAAAAAUUUUAAAAUAUAGGAAGAAACAUAAAAAUAUGUGAAGUCCGUAAGUUCUCAUGUUUCAUUAUGAAAAAGGUAAUUUGUUCAACAAAAAUAUUCAUAUUAAAUCCUUUAAUUUUAGAAAUAAUUAUGAAGUGAGUACACAUUUUUUUAGAAAGUAAUAUAUGCUCCUUUUAUAUUUAUAAUUUUAGGUUUGAAUUUAUUAUUUAUAUAAUAUUAUGCAUAAUUGUUGUUUCAGAAGUUAUAUUUAUAUAUAACUGUAGUAAACAAAUAACAAUCCACUAUGUAAAUUUUCAAACAUACAUACAUUUGACUUAGUAAUAAAAUUGAUAACAAAAAAUCACGAAAUGAGACACGACUAAGCUAUAAAAUUUAGAAUCGAAAGGUUAUCAGUUAUUUAAACUAGACACAACUAUGAAAUUCACUAAUUAAAUAGGACUUCUUUUUUAGUUAAGAUAUUGAAUUGUCAUCGUUUUAAUGCAACCAGAUAAAAUAAAAGAAAAUCGUUGUAACAAAUUAAUGGUGUUCUAGCAAUCUUGGUUUAAACUGAUUUACUGAAAUUACAUUCAUUAAAGCAAUUAAAAUGUUUAAUUAAUAAUUUAUUUAAUUUUUUAAUUUAUUUAUAAGUACUGUACAUAAAUAAUGAGUUUAGCAGAGUUUAAGAAAAAAAAGGAUUGCAUUUACUGCUGAAUUUCGUUGAAUGUGUGUGAGUAAAGGCAAUUCCUCGCAGAAAGUAUACUUUUUGAUAAUAGUUCGUUGUAGUAGAAGGUAAUGGGCCUGAGCAUUGAAUUCGUUUCGAUCGAAAAAUAGUUCGAUACGAUCGACAAAUUUUACCUCGAAAUCAUUGAAACCGUAUCAAAAUUAUUCAAUUGUAUAUUUAAUACGCAGCGGAGUGGUGGGUUAGAAUUUUGCGAUUGAGCCAAACUUUAGAAUGUUGAAUGGUGUACUUCGUUUCCGUACAAUAUCGAAAGUAUAUCUGAUCGUAAUAUUACAGACUCCAGCGCCGUUUCAUUGAAUGUUUUCUAUUACAACAAUAACCUUAAACCAUGGUAUAGGUUGUUUAGGUAUACAAUGCUUAAAACUCAAUAGACCCUCAGUGGUCUAUAUAUAUUUGUGCUAAAUGUGUAAACGAACAUCUGACCUUAACGAACAAGUGUAAAUAAGUGUCGUCACACUUUUUGUAUUUGUAAGAAUUGUUUGGUUACACAUUCGUACACGCUAUUUGCAUAUUGGAGGAGCACUACAAUAAGAAACUUAAAUGUUUUAUCAUUUGCAUUUAUCGGUUUAAUUGAUUAGUUAUUAGUAUUAAAUAGUAUACAAAAUAUUUUUAGAUAAUUGUCAUAAGAUAAUUCUCGUUGUAUUCUCAUAUUUUGUUUUUUUUUUUUAUAAAUUACAUUACUAAUUUACUUAAAUAUUUGUAUCUUUGAACCAUUUUGUUCAAAUACACCGUUUUCCGCCGUUCCGUUCACUAUAACCUAGUCAGCAUAAAUGUUCAUUUGUAUAGUAAUAGUUUUGCCGAGAACCGAUCGUUUGUCAUACUGUUGAUAUUAAAACAUUAUGCAUUGAAUUCUCCACUCUUUCCAUCGCAGGCAACAAUUUUCAC